AUGGACUGCUCGCCGUGGUGGGCGCUCGCCGCCAGCUCCGCCGUGACCCUGGUCCUGCACGCGCUGCUCCUGGCCACGCUCUACGUCAUGCUCGGCAGGAGGAUAGAGCGGCUCCGUGGUGGCAGCGAGGCUGGUGGCGGGACGGCAACGGAACCGGCGGCAGCAGCGGCGCCGGCCGGGGACGCGGCACCGAGUGCAGCCUACGUGGGGAGCAGCGACACCUCCUCGGAGACGUCGGACGACUCGGACAGCGGCCCCUCGGCGCCGCGCGCCGAGCGGAGCCUCAACUACAGCUCCUUGCGCUUCCCGGCGCCCGCCGCCGACUACGAGAACAUGAAGACGGGGCCCGACUACGUCAACGUGGACCCCAAGAAGAAGAAAGCCGAUUUCUGGACCUGCUCCGGCUCCGCAGCCGCCAAGGCCAUCGAGUACACGGAGGUGAAACUGUGAGCGCCGGGAGAGAGGGGGGUCCCUGGUCACCCCUCAC
This is a messenger RNA of Nothoprocta perdicaria, 487 nucleotides long. It is a transcript of the gene RHEX, whose product is annotated as regulator of hemoglobinization and erythroid cell expansion. The record is from RefSeq and is a predicted model, not a curated record. Bases 1 to 450 code for a protein of 149 amino acids. The transcript has 5 exons. Lineage: Eukaryota; Metazoa; Chordata; Aves; Tinamiformes; Tinamidae.